AUGGGACCCAGGAAGGGCACAGCCGGCUCGCUCCCUCUGUUCGGGGACGCGCUCAGCGCGCCCGCGCCGUUGGCCCCGCCCGCGCGCCCGGACCGUUGUGCGCGCCCCGCGCUCGCUGCCCCCGCGCAGCCAACCCCGCGGCUCCGGGGACCUGGGGCCACGCCCACUGGAAACUGGCCUGGCGCGGCGCUGCUUGCGAGGUCCGGGGACCCACCGGACGGCAGCUGCGGGAUGGGCCUGAGCCCCGCUGUCGGGAAGAAGUGUUGGCCCCGUCCCUUUAGGUUCCCCAGGUCCCGCCCCAAACCGGCCUCGAGAACAGCAGAAGAACCCAUGGGAUCUCAAAUGUUGGUCCAACUCGCACCCAAGCAGCCAACGCAGGGCCCGUUAGAACAGGACAGAAGCCUCCAGCAGGGGGAGAAGCUGGUAGUUAACUUGGAGACCACCCCCAACCAGAAGAGAGCAGAGUUGGAUUCAUCCCUGAAGUCUGAGAGUGCAGGCAAGUUAGCAAAGCAAGCAGCUGAGGGCAGACCAAGGCCGAGACCUGGAGACCUGAUUGAGAUUUUUCGAAUUGGCUACGAGCACUGGGCCAUCUACGUGGAAGACGACCGUGUGGUCCAUCUGGCUCCCCCGUGUGACGAGUUCGAGGCCUUCAGCAUCACCUCCAUCUUCAGCAACCGGGCGGUGGUAAAGUACAGUCGGCUGGAGGACGUGCUGCACGGCUGCUCCUGGAAGAUCAACAACAAGCUGGACGGGACGUACCUGCCCCUGCCCGCGGACAAGAUCGUCCAGCGCACGAAAAACAUGAUCAACAAGAUCGUGCAGUACAGCCUGAUUGAAGGGAACUGCGAGCACUUCGUCAACGACCUCAGAUACGGCGUGCCCAGGAGCCAGCAGGUGGAGCACGCCCUGAUGCAAGGAGCCAAGGCUGCCGGAGCGGUGAUCUCAGCUGUCAUGGAGAGCGUGCGGCCCAAAGCAGUGACCGCCGAGAGGGGCUGA
Messenger RNA from Molossus molossus (Pallas's mastiff bat), 996 nucleotides. It is a transcript of the gene PLAAT5, whose product is annotated as phospholipase A and acyltransferase 5. The coding region runs from base 1 to 996 and encodes 331 amino acids. The transcript is spliced from 7 exons. The record is from RefSeq and is a predicted model, not a curated record. Gene Ontology annotation, molecular function: A2-type glycerophospholipase activity; glycerophospholipid phospholipase A1 activity. Gene Ontology annotation, biological process: N-acylphosphatidylethanolamine metabolic process. Lineage: Eukaryota; Metazoa; Chordata; Mammalia; Chiroptera; Molossidae. Gene Ontology annotation, cellular component: cytoplasm.